UUUGUGAUUGGUUAACAGCGCGUCUCCGAGCGCAGUGUCUGAGUGGGGGCGGAUCGACUCUCAGUCAGUCGGAACGCCGUGGAGAUGAACUGAACCGUGUUUCCAAUGCGAAAAGCCGGGGGAGAUGAGCGGAGAAUACCAGAGAUGUCCUGGAACGUAAUGCUACCCUGGAGCAUGGACUGAUUAGAGAAGACAUCUCUAACCUGAUUUCUAAGGUGGACAUUAGCAAGUCAGGGGAGACCUAGAGGUAGCAGCUUAUUUCUACUUCAUAUGCAUUGGUGUGAAACUUCCAAAUGUGCCUAAAAACACAGAAAUGAAGAUGCGUGAGAAUGAUUGACUUAGCUGUGGGUUUUGAUGCAUCAUCGAAGUGAAGCCACAAGGUCCACCAUUCCAAUCAGACUGAGUUUUCAGUUUUCAAACAUUUUGUGAAUGAAGUCACAUGUUUCUACUGCAGAUGCAUAUUAUUCUAUCGCAAGACACAUUUGGCAAUGAGUAACUCUUCAACAAUCGUGCCUCCUGUUGACAAAAGUAAUGCAGUUGCGGGAUUUGUUCUAGUACCUUUCUUUCUUCUGACAUUAGUUGGAUUCACUGUUGCUAUGGUGAUGUAUAUUCAGAAGAGACGCAGAUUAGACAAGCUUAGACACCAGCUACUUCCUGUUUAUACCUAUGAUCCCACCGAGGAAAUGAAUGAAGCUGAGGAAGAGCUUCUCUUGGAUAGUGAUGAAUCUAAGGUUGUGCAAGGCUGGGGGACCUCACAACAGUACAGAAGAACAUUUUUGACAAAGGGUAUUAAAGCCUGAUUCUUCUGUUACAGCUUUGAUGUAACUCAAAGGCAGUUGUCGGUCCAUAUGUUUUCACAGUUGAAUGCCUACAAAAUACUGUUUAUAAAUCUGGUGUGCAGAAGUGAAACUUGCCAAUCACCAGAUAACUUCUUACAUACAAGUAAAGUUUGUAAUUGAAUGGCAUGUUUGAUGCAAAUUUGGAAGCAGCAAUCUAUUUUAUUUGCCUUAGAGGUACAGCAGGGUUAUGGACAUGUUACACUUACAUACAGGAGGUAGUAUUGAUCUCCGGCAAGUCAGUGCAUUAAAUACACAUUGAUACACAAAUUAUUAAGAGAUUUAUUUUUUAAUUCAAGAUUUUUGUUUCUAAUUUUAAUUUGUGUAAAAUUAAUUACAAUAUAAAUGAGAGGGUUUUAGCCAGUGGAGUACCUAUAAUGGUGGCAGCAGGAUCUGUGGGUUCUUUGGUUUAUUGGGUAUAAUUUUGUUUGGGGAUGUUUAGUCAGAUUCUGUAUACAGAAGAUGAUAUAAAAUUUGUUCAUAUGAGUGCAAAUGUUUUGAAAGGUCAGUGCAGUGCUGGAAAACAAGUUGGCGUUUUGUUGAGGCAUAUGCUGAUGUGUAUUUACAUAAUAAACCAUGUUCUUCCUUGAACAGUUCCUGAUUAACUGAGACCUUGAAUAAAAUGUUUGUUUGAGUCCUCA
This is a messenger RNA of Chiloscyllium plagiosum (whitespotted bambooshark), 1477 nucleotides long. It is a transcript of the gene smim29, whose product is annotated as small integral membrane protein 29. The record is from RefSeq and is a predicted model, not a curated record. NCBI's taxonomy places the organism in Eukaryota, Metazoa, Chordata, Chondrichthyes, Orectolobiformes, Hemiscylliidae.